CUCCGGGUCGUUGCGUGUUUUGGCCGUGGUGUGGUCCGUACGGCGGCUGGUGUUAGCAUCGAUUAGCGGAGGCGUCGGUGCUGCAUCAACGUAAACGUCGCAGCGCCCGCGCCAUCAAAGCGAACAAGCGAGCUUGAAUACGAACUCUCUAGGGUCGAGUAAACGAAUCUCUUUUAUGGUUUAGUUCUGCGGUGUGUCGGGUCGACUGAAAUGUCUAUCGCAAUUUGGGUGCCGUUCAUGUUCUCCGUGCGCUAGAGGGAGGAGGUUUUCUGUCUGGCCGAAAGCAGGUCUGGCAGGAGCUAUCAGAGAUUUCGGAUUUUCAUCUUCGUUUAUCUUCUCCAGCUCGUGGGCGUUGUUUGUUCCUUUCGCCGCUCUUGGCACUGUGGAUAAAUCAAUCAAGCGCCGUUAUCGAGUCGUAGACGCAUACCCUUUGUUUAACGACGCCGACAAGAACAACAGUCACCGAUUCAGGAAUCCGAGUGUAAUGUGUUUCGACCGCUUCUGGUGUGCGACUUCAGCGGAGCACAAUAGCUCAGUCGAAUCUGGCCUGAUCUAGUUCUGUUUACCGAAGCGUGGAAUCAUUGAACAUUUCGAACACAGGACAAGGCUAAGAUGUUCGUGGCUUUACCUGCAGAUUCCGAUGUGUGUUAGUGGUGAAGUUUGUCACUUAUAAGCUGUAUCACGUCAUGCCUAAGCACAACAACAUGGAAGGUUUGUUUUUGAUAUCGUUGAAGCUGUAACGCUUGCACUCGUCCAUCAGCGUCCGCAGCUUGCAAGUGUCUACUGCUGUAAUAAUAAUAGUAUUACCUAUCUCACAGACCACAGUGCAAAUUAGCCGGUGGUGGAAAUCGGCAAUCGAUUAGAAAGGUAACACAUUGCUAUUUCGUCCCUUGGUUGGCGGUGUUUGGAAUUGGUCAGUGACACUCGGCAUAAAGUGGAUACACUACGACGACAAUCCUACCGAAGGCAUACGAAAGUACCCGAUAAAAUGAAGUACUUUGGAACAAUAGCCGUCUGUUGUCUGGAGAUGAUGGGCGAGGAGCGCGGUGUCUGUGUCGAGCAGAGCCCGGUGUUAAUUCAUCGCACUUCGUUGAGCAACUCUAGUGGCGGAGGUGUCGGGGGUCUAGAAGGCACUGAAGUGGUGUCCUUGGCGAGGAUGCGGCCUUCCCAUUCAUCGCAAGAUGUCGCUUCAAUCAGCCACGAACAGGACUACUGGGAGUACGGGCCCGGCAUCGUUGACCGCCUAAAGUCAAAGUUCAUCAAUUUAUCGAUGAACAACCAAGUUGGCGGUCAGAACGGUGCCAUAUCUACUCAUGCCCCUGGAAAAAAAAAUCAUCUUCGGUCAUGUGCCUCAUUAGAAAAUCUCCAGGAUGGGAUGGGGCCCAACACAACUGCGGAAACUGGCGGUGCUUUUCACAGAGUUCCGGCCGCAUCUUCAGUCAGUGGAAUCGGCGCUGCAAUGAACACAACCCACAAGUUAUUGAUGAUUUCGCCAGCUAACAUGCGACAUCAUGAGCCCCGACGGAACCCUCUCGUUCCAAAGUGCCCCUCGAUGGAAAUUCUACUCGAUGCCAACCGUCAUUACGAAAGUCACCAUUUGAACGCCACGAACAACAACAGCAAUAGCGCCUGCGAUAAUGGACCAGGAAAUCAGCGUGCAGGUGUGGUGAGUUCUUCGAUGAGUUCGGUUGUUGAAAGUGAACUGCCCCGUAGAGAUAUCGUACGAAAGUACAAAAGCUUCUUCGAACAGACCUCAACGUCGUCAUCCCCGCAGCAUCUGACCAAUGGCACCCUCCAUCAAUCUUCCGCAGCUUCGCAUCUUUCACAGAAGGGAAGUGGCGGCAUCCUACGCAAUAACAAGACAUCCCCGAUAAAAAAACCAGUAGCAAACAUCAAGCCCCUUCGUAAGGAGCAGCCACCUUCAGAAUCCGAAGCAAGAAAUAGUCCCCCCUUGAAUAAACUUCUUCAUAACAAGGACAACAGUCAAACGAAUACUUGUCUGACCGUACUUGCCACUUCUACGUCUAAUGUAAAUGGUACAGAGGCGGUUCUCAACGAAAUCAAUCGGCAGGUCAAUGUCAGUGCGGAGCACUCACAUAAUACCCUUGUGUCCAGCAUCGCAGAUCCAGUUACAGGCAUCAACUGCGGAAGCGAUAUUCGGCCGCAAACCAACUUAACUUCAGUGUCUUCUCGCCAGAUAGCAUCAGCCGGUGCUCAACAGAUGCAAGUGUCAUGGUCGCCUGCUGGACUUGUUACCGACACCGUGUCUGAACCACGUACGCCAUCGCUGAUCGUCAAACCGCGCGCCUGUCCUUUACUUUUGAGCGAAAGUAAUUCACGUCCUCUAGCCGGAUGCAAUUCAACUACAUCGGGUUCUGCAGGGUCAGUGGGAAAUAUGGGGAGUUACAUGGUCGGGAGCCUUAGCACCAACUGUACCUCGAUGGUGUUCGAUUUUCGUGGAAAGGACGUCAAACCACAAGUGGCUGUUAUGCCUUCACCCGCGAGGCUGGCCUCCAAAGAGGAGUUAGAUGGACUAGACGACAGCUCUGAACCAAGCGGAAUCACUUUCAUUGGAGAGAACGUUGUAGUUGGAGGAGGCUCGCUGAUCUCGACACGCAAUAAAAACCUCUCGAUACGUUUUGAUGAACAAAAUUUAUCAUCGUUCUUUGAGUACGAAGCUGAAGACGACGACGACGACGACGAAACCGACGAAGACCCGCUGGUAGACGAUCUCUGCGGCAGCGGUGAAGAAGACGCAUCAGAAAACACCGCCAGAGGGCUGCCCAGUGCCGUUCUUGGUAACUAUAAGCCGGGGGUAUUGUCAUCGGGAGAUGAUGACUUCGAACUCGGGGUGAGUCGAUUAAAGCGGCAACAGCAAACCCUCGCAGAAGAAUCCAUCGAACAACAGGAAACAGGUGGAGAACUUCAAGCAAAACCGGCCUCCCAUGAAGAAACGUCCGUUUAUUCGCAAGUGAGCAGCUCCGAUCUGCUAUUUUAAAAAUGAGCAUGUCGAUACUGGCUGCGAGUUAUGACAUUUACUAGACGGCGAUCUCUUGCGCUUGCGAAACACAAGUAACUGUUGCGCAUCUUCGUACGGAACUGACCCUUACGAAACAUCGGGGCCUACAGCAAUGGUAGCGAUUUCAUAGAUCCGGACGAACACCCGAGAGAAGACGUUUAAUAGUUCUCGAUUAAGGGCAAGCAAAAAGCACAACCAUGAGUCACUCAUUCUGCGAAUGUGUAGCCCUGUCACCGUUAUCAAAGUGGAGACCUCACAGGACCUUGAGGACACGUUUGCCGGAAGUCCGUCCUUGAAACUGAAUGCCAAAUACAUCCAUUCAUAGUCAUCAUACAGAGUAACGCACAUGCACAAAGAAGAACGCCCAUUUACGAACGAUUACAGGUUAAAGGUAAAGGAGAGAAACACAGCGACGAGUUUGGUUACGUAAUCUAUCAGAUACUUCUCGUCAUUGUGAUAAUAUUGAGUUCUCUUUGACUAUUAGACGUCCAUAAACGCUCGAUUUUAGCCUAUUGAGGACUGGUAGCAAGCUUGAUGGGACCCUUUACCGACGUGUGACGUGCUGUAUUAUUGUAUUAUACUCGUCAUCAUCACCAUAAUCAUAAUGUAUAUGCCAUCAUCUAAUAGGUAAGGCAUAAUAACAGUAGCAGGGUGAAUUUCAAUGGACCUAAUAGCAAUGGCGCUAAUUGAUCUGAAACAGUAUUGUGAAUACAUAGUCUUGGGAUUGGUGGGGUGGGUAGAGCAACAGGGAGCUAGGAUUAGGUGUCGCCGGCUGUUGUCACUAGGUGUCACUAGUGACAAUGAGACGGUUUCUACAAUGAUUACGAUAACAGUAAUGAUGAGAGCGUAGAAAAGAAAGGCACAGAGAAACAGGGACAUGCUCAGCGUACAAAUUAAAAUAAUGAAAGUGAUAAUAAUAAUGAUAACAGUGAUAACAACAAUACGUACGUGCGUACACGCAGUAAGGUGGUACGUACCCACUUGCCUGGCCUAAACUGCAUUCCCAAUGCGUGCACAUAGUCGUAUAUUUUCACGGAUUUGUGUUUCACUUCCAUUGUCUUUUUAGUUGACUAUAGCAUUUCGACUGACUAAUGCCGACUACAUUUAUGAAGUUCAUAAUACGCCAGCCUUCGUCUGUGCACCUUUAUUAAUUUGCUUGACACUCGAAGAGUACAGAUGUACGUUUAUCUUCGUAUAUAACUGCGUUAAUUUUCAAGGAACGUAUAGUUUAGAUUGAGCCUUACAUUUAAUUCCAAAGGCGACGGGCUGCCGAGUUGCACAAACGAUUGAGUUGUGUUUCAAUUUUGGCACCUUUCCCUUGCAUUUUUUACAGAAUAUAUACAGCUAACACUGCGGAUUCGCCGUUUCCUUUUCCAGUCCAUUGGAAAAGAGUUGUCAUGAACUGUGUGAAUCUUUUGAAUGUUCCGAAGAGAAAUUUUUUCUGAGAUGCUUAAUAAAUAAUCAUGGAGAACUUAUAGGAUGCCAAGAGUAGCGUGAAACAGAGCAAUGAUAAAAAGAAAUAAAAGCUCUCUAGGGAUUAGAACAUAUAGCGGGAAAGGAUCGUAACCCAGUUAGGGAUACCAGAUCCCACAAAAAGAAAAUGAACAGUUCUCAAGUUACAGAGUCUGAGAUGUAUGAAUGAGAAUGGGAUACAAGUGACUAACUGACCUGCGCUGUAUCAUUUGUAUGUACAAUAGCAAAUAAAAAGUAAAAGACGUAUCAUAAGAAGCAUUU
This is a messenger RNA of Varroa destructor (honeybee mite), 4753 nucleotides long. RefSeq lists its product as uncharacterized. NCBI's taxonomy places the organism in Eukaryota, Metazoa, Arthropoda, Arachnida, Mesostigmata, Varroidae. The record is from RefSeq and is a predicted model, not a curated record.